UUGCGUGUAUGUGCGCGUGCGUGCGUGCCCUGUCCGUAUCCCCUUACAUAACUGCGAGGCGGGCAGUCAAAAGGUGGCUGAGUGGACAAGACUGCGUCACAGAAGGAGUGGUUGACGAUGGCGGUGGGCAAGUCGUAUAAAGCUCUGCGCCACCCGCAGCCGCCGCCACCAGAAGCGGAGCAGAUACAAACAAUACCCCCCGUCACCAAUUACCUCCACACCCUUCCUCCAUUCGUCCUCGCCACCCUCAAUCGUCUCGCCGGCUGCACCGCAACCCCCUUCCCCUGCAAACCCCCACACCCGCCACAAAACGAUCUCACUCCCAACGCAAAUGUCUCGGCGCUCUUCUCGCCCCGACACGGCGCUCUACCCGAGCCGCGGCGAGAUGUACGAGUCGUGGCGCGGCGGCGUCGCGUGCCUCUGCGUCGCGAUCUUCUUCCUCAUGACCGUGGCUAUCAUCUACUGGCAGGUGGUGGACACUCCCGAGAGGGCGUGGGCCCUCAAGGCGGCGUCGCUGCGCAGCGGCUUGGCCUGGGACGCUCGCGCGCUCCGUCUCGUGCUGGCCCGGCACCACGUUCAGCGCGACGAUCGCGAUGGUGACGUUGAUCGCGAUGAUGGUGGUGGUGGUGAUGAAGACGCGUCGACAGAGGUGGUGGUGGAGGAGGAGGAGGAGGAGGAAGAUGACGAUGGCGGUGGAGAUGUUCCGAUCUCGAGCGCAUCUCAAAUUGGAGAUCUCCUGGAAAUCCGCUGCGCCGCGGUCAAUGUGCCGGACGCAGGAGAGGAGGUGAAGAAGGUUGCGUGGAACUCGAGACGAGCGACUUGCGUCAGCAGGGAAAGUGGUCAACAGCAGCAUCAGCAACGCCAACACCAACAACACAAUCAUAUUAAUCACCAACAUAAUCGUCACGAGCAUGCUUCGCCGUCUUCAUCGACGACCUCGCAAAAAGCAUCAUCAUCAUCGGCAACAUCGUCAUCGUCGCCUUCGUCGCCACCCGAGUUUUGUGAGAGGUGGGAGGCUGGGGAGGAGUUGCGCGUGAGGGCGGAGAGCGUGGAUGCUGGAGGACACUUGGACUGUUACCACGUGGAGUGGACCUACCCGGACUGUCGCUCCACACUGCAGAAUUGCUUCGUGCUGCCGAACGGCACGUGGUUUGGCUGGUCCCCCGAUGGGCACGCGUCCUGGCCCCUCGCGGACUCGGGCUCACACUCGGACGGGAGACACCGGCGAGCCCCGUGGCGUGCACGGGAGGGGUACUUCCUGGGGUCCACAGGUGUGGCUCUGUUUGUCACGGACGGGAUCCCCGUCCUCAUCCCCACGUCCCCCAACACCAACGGAGGGGACUCCGAGCUGUGCCUGAGAGCGGUGGAGUCCAGGGAUACGGAGGUCGCGGGGUCGUCUGUGGGGUCAUCUGGAGGUCACCGGAGACUCCUGUACUCGGUGUGUGCGGCUCGCGACGUUCGGGCCGUGCACAGGGGCAUGCGGUCCAGGUUCUACGCGGCUCCGGAUUCGGCUCCCCUUCCAGACCUCCUCUGGAGCCUCCUGUGGCACCUGCCACGUGUCCCGGCCGACCCUGCCGCGCUCCACAGGGCCGUGCGUGGGCUGGCAAGGAAGCUCCACAAGCACGCCAUGGGAGACAGCGUCAUCAGCCUGGGGGAGGCGGCCGCACAUCUGCCACGGGCGGCGACGGCAGGGCCGCUGUUGGUGAAGGCGGUCGACCCGGCAUCCACUCCACUGCCGGCCGGCGUGUCGCUGUGCGUGGCCGCCUCUCCGUUCCUCCGAGCCGACAACCCCGAGUUCGACACCAGCCUGAGGAGCCGCGACACAGAGCAGCUGUGGGUUUCGGAUCCCGCGCCCCACGGAGGAGACGCGGUGCCCCAGCUGGUGCGACGCGACGGCCGCCUGUCCCUCCAGCUGGACGUGACGCGGGAGAUGGCGUGGCGCUGGCUCGAGUCGCACGCCGGCGCGGCCCUCUCGUGGACGGGCGCCGGCCGCCUCUCCCUGCUGCUCGCCGGCACCGAGCCCCCGGGCCCCGCCACGCCGUGCCGCGGUGCGGGCGGAGGCCGCGGCGGUGCGGGCGGAGAGGAGAGGGGCGAUGACGCCAUGCGGAGGUUCUCGCGGAUCGCCAUGGCCGUCGGAAACGGGACCGUCGUCUCGGACGCGUGCAGGAGUAGCGAAUUCCCGCUGUACGUGGCGCUACCAGCGCUGGAGUCCAGCUGGGGUCCUCGAGGUCUUGGGGCGCUCAUCCCGUCGGCGCUCCUCGCCAGCCUGCACGGAUACCGCUACUUCAUUCCCGACGCCGUGGGAGGCACAGCGAGCCGAGGGCCGCCUCCGGAGAAGAUGCUGUUUGUUCGGUGGAUGCAGAUCACGGCCUUCCUGCCCGUGAUGUCCUUCCUCACGCCGCCCUGGCACUACGAUAACGAGACCGCGUCGCUCUCCCUGCGCCUCGCCUCGCUGCACCGCUCCCUCGUGGCGCCUCUCCUGCGCCGCUUGGCCGAGAGCCCUGCGCAGGCGGGGCGGCCCCUCGUGCGUCCCCUCUGGUGGCUCGACCCCCGUGACCCCGUCGCGCUGAGCGUCCACGACGAGUUCCUGCUGGGAGACACGGUGAGGGCACCGCGGCGCGACUCCGCACCGCACCAAUCCCGCUCGCUAGAGUCCAGGGGUGGCCAACCUGCAACAGACCGAGAGCCAAAAAGGAGUCCUGAGUUCUGCAAAGAGCCGAGUGUAUAUAUCAUAAGUGUAAAUAUACUGACAGUUUUCGGCACAGUACGGGCGACAUGCAUUAUUAUUAUUAACUGCUGCGAUAGCGUGUUCUACGUUAUGCCCCUUCCAUAGAGCGGCACGUGGUGGAUUAAAUAGACAAUUGCUGCGCGAGACGGUGGAGCAAUUCGCCGAUGGACUGCAGGCACAGCCAUUUUCUCGUUAUUCACGGCGAUCAAUACCUUCCCGAGAUCACUCGUGAACAGCACAUUUCGCGGAAAAUAUAUAAAUAAGCUAUGAAAUAUAUUAAAAUUAUCAUAAUACACACAAAUGAACAUUGGUUAUAAUAAACAAAGUAAAUAGAAACUAAUAUUAAACGAUAAAUAACAGUUCAUUCAUUAAAUUAGCUUAAAUUAUGAUGCUGCGCGUCAUCACUUUCUCUCUCGAUGCUAUGAAAUAUGUAGAGUUCCAGAUGCGAUUCGCGGAUAGCCAAAAGCACAGACAACAAGCUUGCGAAUACCGGUACAGCACUUGCUAAGCCGGUGGACUGUACCGCAUCGGGAUGAUCCUUCAAGCGGCCGCGGGUUAUCAGGGGAGCGCGCUGCGCUACGAACCCGGCGGCCCAAGUUCGAUUCUCGCUCACGGCCACGAACACCGGUGACGAUUAUCUAAACCGGUCCUGACCUUCGCCUAGGUCGACUCAGCCUUAAAUUAGUACCUGGUGCGGUGUGUACACACCGCCACGAGUUGACAAAGGCGGCCGGAGGAAACACCAGCGGGACUUCUUGGACGCACUGUGAGGGUCCACUGUGAGGGUCAUCAACCGGACUAAUGCACUCACACCACGCAGCCACGAGAGGGCGCGAUCUCACAAACAAAUUUGAUUCACCCGUAUAUCCUGAACAGACUUUUGGGGCAUAUGCUGCGAGCGGGCACCUAUGAAGGUCGGGCACGGCACACGAGGGGGUGGGUGGCCAGCACCACGCCCGGCCGCCUUUGUCUCCCGAGUGGCGAUGUUCACACACCGCGUCAGGGGAGACCAAGGAACGGUUACAGAUAAUCGUCACCGGUGUUGGCCGUGAGCGGGGAUCGAACUCGGGUAGCCGGAUUCGUAGCGUUGUGCGCUAAUCCCUGUGCCACCGUUCCACCCCGAACGGCCUCAUCAUCGCUAUCGACCGUGAUUUAUCCGCUGCUGAAUGAAGGCCUCUCCCCAAGCCGUCACCAUCCCACACAUUCGCGCGAGGUAACGGCGAUCCAUCGAGAUCCUGCACACGAGCUGAUUGCGUCGCUCCAUCUCGGCGAGGGACGCCGUCUCGGGUCGCGUUCUCGCUCCUUUCUUUGCCUGCCGCUCCGUGGUUCAUCUCGACCGCCCGGCCAUCGCCCCAUCUUGCCGUGACGGAUCCUGCCUCAACGGGACAUUGUUCAUUCGCGCGAGGGCUAGAUUAAGGUUCUUUGAAGGCCCUAGGCACUUAUGUUUCGCCGGCCUUCAGUGACAAAGUUCUGCAGUUAGUACUGCUGAUGCUGCCCCAUGUUACUACCGCCACUGUCACUCCGCUUGUUUCACGCGGCACUUCGUCCAGCCUCUGCACCGAUCUCGUUACCGCUCCGUCCACUAUUUAGGCCGUGCCAUCAUUCGAUGUGUUCCGCAGAUAAGCAGAAUUCAUUUUAAUUUAUUGCACAUUUUUUUGCAAUGAAAAAAUAUCGGAAAAGUUCAUGUCUGGUGUUAAUUUCUCUCUCAUCUUAUGGAGAGAAAAAAACACAUUGACACAGACACGAUUCUGCAUCUUUGUACAUGCACCGUGCCUAUCCUUGCUGUGUAAAUAUUUAUUCAAGAAGAUGUCUUUGUCACAUUGUUUUCGUAGGCGCGAGGCACAUUGCCUCCUGUGCAUAUUGGAUAAUACGCCCCUGUGUCCGCGGACAGUUUCACCGCUGGCCUCUGUUAUUGUGGCUGCUGCUGCUCGUGAUAUUGAUGAAGGUCCCGACUAGCCGUUGCUGCUGCUGCUGCUAAUCUUGACGGCGAUGUUGCUCCCACCGCUGCUGCGUCUGCUUAACGAUCGCAAGAACGAUGUUUGACGUUGGCGCUGACGUUUCUGCCACCAACCGCACCCGCCACACAGUUGCUGGUGGCUCCGGUGACCCGCUGGGGCGCCGUGCACCGCGACAUCUACCUGCCGUGCCCACGGUGCCGCUGGCGGGAUGCCGACUCGGGCUCCG
This is a messenger RNA of Petromyzon marinus (sea lamprey), 4912 nucleotides long. Its product is annotated as SITS-binding protein-like. Lineage: Eukaryota; Metazoa; Chordata; Hyperoartia; Petromyzontiformes; Petromyzontidae. The record is from RefSeq and is a predicted model, not a curated record.